Messenger RNA from Cheilinus undulatus (humphead wrasse), 9098 nucleotides. RefSeq names its product polymerase (DNA directed), theta (gene polq). The record is from RefSeq and is a predicted model, not a curated record. Lineage: Eukaryota; Metazoa; Chordata; Actinopteri; Labriformes; Labridae. Gene Ontology annotation, molecular function: DNA-directed DNA polymerase activity; DNA binding; ATP binding. The transcript has 35 exons. Bases 185 to 8458 code for a protein of 2757 amino acids. Gene Ontology annotation, biological process: DNA-templated DNA replication; double-strand break repair via alternative nonhomologous end joining.
CGGACUUUUUGAUUUGCACCUCCAGGAGAAUGUUUACAGUUUGAAGCCCACACAUUUACUCAUUCGAUAACGAUUUUUCUUUUGAUACUUAAUUUUAAAUAUUGUUUAUAAACUUACGCCAAGAGUUAACCUGAUGUCAUGUUAAGUAAAAUCCAAACACGUAUGAGUGCGAUACUUUUUCAACAUGAGCAGCUCGGAUCCUUCCCUGAAAAAGAAAAGCUACAUGGGACAGCACCAGAUCAAGAAGAAAAGGGACUUCCUAGCUCCUGAUGAAUCACGGUACGGAGCCUCCAGUAAAACCCGGUUUUUGUCUGACAAAACAAACAGACCAGAGGAGAUGGGGAGAGACAGCCACAUGGGAGGAGGAGCCAUGUUCCCACUGGGAGAAUCCACAUUAGCUCUUGAUGAAGAGAUGCUGCAGGUGUUGGAUGCUGUAGAACCCAUGAAGCCUGUAGCGAAGCCCGCCCAGCCAGCAUCAUCAUCUGUCUUUGCCCCAUCACAGUCUCUUAAAACAGCUGCAGACAACCAGAGGGAGACUGACAGAACCUUUAAGCCUAUGGGACCCUACAGGGAUCGCCACAGAGACUCCAGCACCCUGAAGGCAGUCUCUGGGCAUAAUGUUAAUGGAAGGAGACCAGGGUGGAAAGAUGAUUGCAAAGACCUUGCUCAGAGGCUUCUCUUCAGUGAGGACUCUGGGGAAUCCCUGCAAGAAAGUAAAAAUAAUCAGGGCAAAGAUGUCUUCACCAAGGGGAUAGUUGCAUCUAGAAGAAAAAGCUCUCCUCUUAGCAAUGAAGAACAUGGGAAAAACAUGAAUGCUGACUCACCUCUGGAUGCAUCCAGGGACUACAUCUUGUUCAGCCCCACCCGCCUCGCAGCAGCCAUGAAGAAGGCCAAACUCCAGCAGUCGAUCCAGAAUCAGUCCGCCUCUGUGCUCACAGUCCCCAGAGGUCUAGAAAUCAGUGCUCUGAAUGACACUUUACCUCAGCCAGGUGCUGCCUUGCAUGCUCCUGCUGAACAAGCUGAGAAACUGCUGCUGUCCAGCUGGGGUUUACCAAAACCUGUCCUGGAGCGCUAUCAGAAACACGGAGUGACUCACAUGUUUGAAUGGCAGGCUCAGUGCCUCACUGUGGGGCGGGUCCUACAGGGAGGAAACCUGGUAUACUCUGCCCCAACUAGUGCUGGGAAAACUCUGGUGUCAGAGCUGCUUAUACUGAAGCGUGUGCUGGAGACCAAAAGGAAGGCUCUCUUUAUUCUGCCGUUUGUCUCUGUGGCCAAAGAGAAGAUGCACUACCUUCAGAGUGUGUUUGAAGAAGCAGGAGUUCGCGUGGAGGGAUACAUGGGCAGCACGUCAGCUGCAGGAGGGUUCACAGCUCUGGAUGUGGCUGUUUGCACCAUAGAAAAGGCAAAUUCUCUCGUUAACAGACUCAUUGAAGAGGACAGUAUUGGUCUAUUAGGUAUGGUGGUGGUGGAUGAGUUACAUAUGGUUGGAGAUUCUGGAAGAGGUUACCUGUUGGAACUGCUCUUAACCAAAAUCCGUUUUAUUGCACAGAAGCAGAAAACCACUGAGUCUCUUUCUGAGGGGGUACAGAUUGUAGGUAUGAGCGCCACCCUGCCCAACCUCUCCCUCCUGGCUAGUUGGUUAGGCGCAGAGCUUUACCAGACUGACUACAGACCUGUACCUCUGCAGGAGCACCUAAAAGUGGGCUGCAACUUCUACGAUAAGAGCCUCUCUGUGGUCCGCCAAUUCACUCCUGCACUCCACAUUAGGGGUGAUGAUGAGCACAUAGUGAGCCUGUGCUAUGAGACGGUGAUAGAGAGCCGCUCUGUGCUGCUUUUCUGUCCUGCCAAGAACUGGUGUGAGAAACUGGCCGACAGCAUCGCCAGAGAGUUCUACAACCUCAGAUAUACUGAUCAUCAGGGUCAAGCAGAGCCUGAGCCGGUAACUCUGGAUCAGGAGGGACUCGUUGAUGUUAUUGCCCAGUUGAGACGAACUCCAGCUGGUUUAGACCCAAUCCUCCAGCGAACAGUGCCAUGGGGGGUGGCCUUCCACCAUGCUGGUUUGACAUUUGAUGAACGGGAUGUGUUGGAGGGAGCUUUUCGUCAGGGCAAGCUGAGAGUCCUGGCUGCCACCUCCACCCUCUCUUCAGGGGUCAACCUCCCGGCUCGAAGAGUCAUUAUUCGAACCCCCACCUUCAAUGGACACCUGUUGGACCCACUCACAUACAAACAGAUGGCAGGAAGAGCAGGGAGAAAAGGAGUAGACACAACAGGAGAGAGUGUGUUGGUGUGUAAGGAGGCAGAGCGACAGAAAGGUGUGUGCCUCCUUACAGGUUCUCUUCAGCCUAUCAGCAGCUGCCUGGUGAGAAGGGAGGGAGAGGGCGUCACCACGAGCAUGUUGAGAGCCAUCCUUGAGAUUAUCGUUGGAGGUGUAGCCAGCACUCCGCAUGAUGUGAAGUUAUACGCUUCCUGCUCUCUCCUGGCUGCCAGCAUGAAAUGUGACAGCAAGAAAGAAUCAAAUGAAGAGACCAACAAAGGAGCUAUUGAGGCCAGUGUGGAAUGGCUGAUAGAGAAUGAAUUUAUCAGUAUCCAGAGAGAGGGACGAGAGGAGCGGUACUGUCCAACCCAGCUUGGUGCUGCCACCCUUUCUUCCUCCCUCUCCCCUCCUGAAGCUCUUGGAAUAUUUGCAGAUCUCCAGCGGGCCAUGAAGGGCUUUGUUCUGGAGAAUGACCUGCACAUUCUUUACCUGAUUACACCACUGUAUGCAGAGUGGACCUCCAUAGACUGGUAUCAGUUCUUCUGUCUGUGGGAGCAGCUGUCUUCUUCUAUGAAGCGGGUAGCAGAGAUGGUGGGCAUUCAGGAAAGUUUUCUUGCACGAUCUGUCAGUGGCAAGCUUGUCGCCAAAACUGAGAAGCAACGCAGACAGAUGGCUAUCCAUAAAAGAUUUUUCACCACCCUGGUGCUGCAGGAACUGGUGAACGAGGUUCCUUUGCCAACUGUGGCAUCCAAAUACAACUGCAACCGUGGACAGUUACAGUCUCUCCAGCAGUCUGCUUCUACAUAUGCAGGUAUGGUAACAGUGUUCUGUAAGCGCCUUGGCUGGCACAACAUGGAGCUUCUGCUGUCUCAGUACCAGACCAGGCUGAGUUUUGGAGUCCAGAGGGAGCUGGUUGACCUUGUCAGAGUGUCCCUCCUGAAUGCAACAAGAGCCAGAGCACUGUACGCUCAGGGCCUCUGCACUGUGGCUGAAGUCGCGAGAGCUACUGUGGCUGAUGUGGAGAAAGCCUUGAGAAACGCUGUGCCAUUUAAGAGCUCAAAGCGUGCAGUGGAUGAGAGCGAGAUGGAAGCAGCUGAGAGACGGAGCCUCCGCUGCGUCUGGGUCGCUGGUGGUCGCGCCCUGACAGAACAGGAAGCAGCUGUGGAGAUUGUGUCUGAGGCACGGCUCCUCCUUCAGGAAGACCUGGCACAGCUGGGAAUACAAUGGGACCCAACAACACUUCCGCCAGGGGCUCCUGCUGUGAACGGCCCCCAUGAUGGGCACAGUGUGGACUCUGACACAUCGUCUGCUUCAGUUAUCAACUCUCAUGAAGCACAGGUGAACAGUAAAGCUUACCAAGAAGAAGACAGUAAAGAGAAAAGUGACACCAGAGAGGAGAAAAACAAAGAAAAUCCUGAGACAUGGAUAUCUGAAAGGAAAAUAGUGAAAGCAGGGGCAAAACAAGAGGACAGGAAGACUGUGGCUGAAGAGGUAGUAGGAUGUAAAAGAGAGGAAGAAAGGAAGGUAGAUAGCAGACAAUCAGGCUGUGACGUGCAAGGAAAAAGAUGCAAAGCAAUAGAAAACAAUGAAACACAACAAGUAGUAUUAAUGGAAAGAGAGACAGAGGAUAUGGAAACAGAAAGAGGACAACAAAAAGAAAAGGAGACAAAUGAAGAGAUGAACUCAGCUUUGCACGAGAGUCCCCAAAGAAAUCACCCUGUUUCUACAAGAAGCCUGACGCAGGAGCUGGCUGAGAUUUUAUCUAGCCCUUUACCUCAGGCGACACCACUCCUUCAGCCCUCUUUUUCCCCAAUGCCCCCGCCUCGAUUCAGAGCUCCAGUAGCAAGCGUACAAGAAGGACAUAAUGUGACACCCAAAGGAGAUGGCUCCACAGAAUUUCCUGCAUCACCUAGGUUGGCUGGUAGACUGAAACACUCAAGAGCAUUAAGCAAAGUGCUUCACUCCAUACAGACUGACAAAAGCCUACAAGAGGCUGCACAAACAUCCCAUUCAAAAUCUUCCACAGUCCAAAAUUUAGAGCUAGCAGGUCCUGUACUGACAGCUAUUCAAGGCCCCAUACAAGAAAAACCUUUAAGUGUUUCAACACCAAACAAUGCAGAUGUAAUAGACUCUCUUUUGUUCAUCUCUCCUGCUUCAGUUCCCUUAUCCUCUCCUGAAGCCAAGCGUAGGAAGAUUGAUAGCAAAGAGGUGGAGAUGUUCUCAUCUCCUGAACUGUAUGCAGGGAGUGACAGAGAGGAAGAAACUGAUCAAGGUGUUAAAAAAAGAGAGGAUAGUUUUGGUGAAAGCUUUGAAUUGGACUCUCUGACAGAAAGGAUCAUCAUUCAGGAGACUGACCAACCAAGAGACAGAAAAGAUAGAGGAGAUAGAACAGAUCAAAGAGGGGAGGGAACACGAGAAGUGACUGAAGAGAUGAAAAGAAACACAAAUGAGGAGAAUGGCAGGUUUGAAGCUCCUGUAAACGCAUGCUCCAGAUUCAGUAUUUCUCUCACAGACAGUCAGAUGGAGCUCAUCCUUAGCUCCAGCCAACAGAUUUCUCCUGGCCUUGGUUCAGCUGCUGCUGCUGAUCAUGUAGUUGAAGAUAAUGGUGCUGAUCAGAAUGAUGCCCUCUGUCCUGAUCAGGCAGCUUCUGAGAGCGCUAACAGAAGCAGCAGCUUCCUGUUUGACAGCCUGUAUGGCAGCUCUCUGCUGGCUGACCUGACCCCGCCAAGGAUCCUCAGUCAAUCAGACGAUGAGGAGUUGAAGUCAGCAGGCCAGGAGGUCAGAGAUGAGCUCCCUCUUCCAUCAACCCAGCAGCGAAGACGCAGCGAAAUUCUGGCCAAUCAGGAAGCGGAACAGCAGGAGGCGAUCCAAUGGGGCGAGUCUUCCUUUAACCUUUCAGAGUGGGGCGACUCGCUUUAUGUGGGUGAACACUUCCUGGAGAGAAGGAGCUUUCUGAAACACAUAGAGAAGGCUCAGAAAGUGAAAGAAGAGAGUCGUGAUGAAACUAAGCAACACAAUAUAGGUGACCUGCAUGAGGGACAGAUGUCAGUACCACAACCAAGUCACAUACUGGCACAAACCAGGUCUGCAGCUCCAAAUGAGCGGGAAAAGCAACAAGCUAGCAAUGAUCAUGGCCUAAUAUCUAAAACAAAACUGAAUACUAAUGCACAUAAUCAUAAGAAACCAAAUGUCAGAGAGGAAACAAUGAAUGAAGAAGAGGGAAAUGGAAGGAAAAUAAACAAAGGAGAGGAAACAAAAACACCACUGUCAGAUAACGCAGUUUCAAAACAUACAAAUGUCCAACAUGCACCUGAAAGCGCUUUUCACUGCAGCCCUUUUUUACAAGAGAUCUUUGACCGCUGGCCCAGUAUGUCUGAGCAACCCUUGAACAACACAUCAGCAGGCUACACAACCGGUAAUACACACUUAAAAGCAGCAAAAACAGCAGAAGUACGAGAUUUACCUCAGGUGGACAGGAAAAUGGCAAAGCCAAACAUGCAGGUCGCUGCUGCUGGGAGUGAUUCUUUAGAGGAAAAUAAUAUGACAGAUAGACCUGGCUGUGCUGCUGAUCUUAUUCCUCCAACACAGGAAACACCACCUGUCACACCCAAAGUCAAACUGACCACCUCAUCUGUCCAAUCGCCUCUCAGUGUGCAGCCUCUUAAACAAUCAACACCAUCAAUAUGGAAACCAUCAAUUACUAAAAGUACCAAAUCUCUCCCAGGAGACAGCGACCGUCUAUCAGAAGCUGUCGCAAACUCUAAACAACCUAAUUCUACUUCCAGUGAGUGGCACAAACAGGGGAAAACAGUGCAGACUGUACCUGUUCAGCACACAAAAACAAACCCCCCACCACAUGCCAACCACAAUCUCAGCCCUCCACCAGACGCAGCUUCUCCCACAUCCUCCCCCCCGCAGAGGCCCCCCUCUGAUGCAGAGUCGCCUGUGAUUGAUGAAGGCUUUACUCUGCAGCUCUCCCAGGAUGCUUCACUCUGUCCCAGUAAUUCAGGGGCCUUCUCCAUCAUAGACGUUGCAAGUGACAGGCGCCUCUUUGAGACUUUCAUCACUGAGUGGAAAACAAAGGAGCGGUUCUCUCUGGCUUUGGCGUGUGAGAAGAGGGAGCAUGGAGAGCAGCCUGAAGGGGGCAUAGGAGGGAAACAUAAGAGAGCGCCAGCAGCUCAACAGAAGCUGGACAGGGUUGACGGGUUUCCAGUAAGAGACAGUGAUGGACUGGUGUUGAUUGGACUGUCUGUCUGCUGGGGAGCAAGAGAUGCAUAUUAUAUAUCUCUGCAGCAGGAGCAGAGCAGAGGUCUGAGUGCCAGUUUGGCUCCUCCUCCCCUGGAUGAUGAUUUGUUGGUUAGGGACAGGGUGGAGGAGGUGAAGGCAUGUCUAAGGAAGUCAGUUGGGGGUCGUGGGAGAGGUGUGGUUGUAACUUAUGACAUCAUCCAGGUGUACAAGACGCUGGUGCUGAGCUGUGGCAUCAGUUUGAAGGAAAACUGUGAAGAUCCCAAGGUUGCUUGCUGGUUGUUGGACCCUGGCAGUGAAGAGAGAACUCUACCCAACAUGGUGACUGUCUACUGCCCUGAAGAAUUACUUCUACUUGAUGGACUCGGGAACCCACAUUCACACUGUCCUCGUGUUCGAGCAGCAACCAAGAGUGUGCUUGUCCUUGCUGUCAUGAAUCAUCUCACUGGCCUAUUGGAAAAAGACGGCAUGCUGGAUGUGUUCAGGAACAUUGAGAUGCCUUCUCAGGUGUGUUUGGCCUUAUUGGAACUGAAUGGUGUCGGCUUCAGUGUGGAGGAGUGUGAAAGACAGAAACAUGUGAUGCAGGCCAAACUCACUGCGCUGGAGGCUCAAGCUUAUAACCUGGCUGGACAUACUUUCUCCCUCACCAGCAUUGAUGACAUUGCACAAGUGUUGUUUUUAGAGCUUCAUCUGCCUCCAAAUGGUGAUGUAAAUGGAGCCAAAAGUAAGAAGACCCUUGGUUACACCAGGAGAGGAGCCGGCAGAGUACGACUUGGAAAGCAAUUCAGCACCACCAAGGAUGUCCUGGAGAAGCUGCGCCCUCUGCAUCCGUUACCAGGUGUGAUUCUGGAGUGGAGGCGGAUCACAAAUGCCUUGACUAAAGUAGUGUUCCCCCUACAGAGAGAGAAGCAGCACCACCCUACACUGAACAUGGACAGAAUAUACCCCAUUGCCCAAACGCACACAGCCACUGGUAGAGUGAGCUUCACUGAACCCAACAUACAGAAUGUCCCCAAAGACUUUGAGAUCAACAUGCCUACAGUGGUGGGAGAGAGCCCACCUUCACAAGACAGUUGCUACACUAAUGCCAAACCAGGUAAAAAACAUUCUGUGGCCCCUUCAGCGUGUUGUGCAGAAAGCGGCCCCGCCUUCUCUGUCAGCAUGAGACAUGCCUUUGUACCUUUUCCAGGUGGGAUGAUAUUGGCAGCUGAUUAUUCUCAGCUAGAGCUAAGAGUGUUGGCUCACCUCUCCAAGGAUAAACGCCUCCUACAGGUGCUGAAUGGAGGAGCAGACGUGUUUCGCUGCAUCGCUGCAGAGUGGAAAAGUGUUGACCCCGAGUCCGUGAAUGACAACCUCAGACAGCAGGCAAAACAGAUUUGCUACGGCAUUAUUUAUGGGAUGGGAGCGAAGUCUUUGGGGGAGCAAAUGGGCGUGGAGGAGAAUGACGCGGCCUGCUACAUAGAGAGCUUCAAAGCCAGAUACAAAGGGAUUAAUUAUUUUCUCAAAGAAACAGUGAAGAACUGUUUAAAGAACGGUUAUGUCCAGACUCUGAUGGGACGCAGGAGAUAUUUACCUGGGAUCACUAGCGCUAAUGUGCACAUUAAAGCGCAUGCAGAGCGCCAGGCAGUAAACACCACUGUUCAAGGAUCAGCAGCAGACAUUGUUAAACUGGCAACUGUGAACAUUCAGAAACGACUGAGGAAAACCUAUCCUAAUGCUCCACUUUCACACCAGCAUACAAACCCAGCCAGCUCUCUGCGCAGGAGUGAUCUCAGGGGGGCCUUCUUUGUGCUGCAGCUGCAUGAUGAGCUCAUUUAUGAAACAACCGAGGAGGACCUCAUACAGGUUGCUCAGAUAGUAAAAAGGGAGAUGGAGACGGUGAUGAAACUGUAUGUGAAGCUCAAGGCCAAGGUCAAAGUGGGACCCAGCUGGGGCAACUUGCAGGACGUAGAUAUAUAAUCUGAAACUUUUUACUUAUGGUAUCAGAGUGAAAUACCAUGCAUCAAAUAUCAUAUGUUUUGUCAUGUAUGUUAAUGAUGUGAUUUGUACAAAAAAAUCCAUUAUUUUUUAAAAACAAUAAUGAGUUGUAAAAUAAAUUUGUCUAUGACUAAUAUGAGCAAUAAAACGAUCUGUUUGAUGGUCAAAUGAGCUGUAAAUAAAUUAGUACAUUUAUUUAUAAUUUUUUCUGGUGUACAGUGUUACAAAUGUACUUUUUUCUUUGCAAAAAAGAUGGAGGUGUAUUUUAAAUAUUCCAAUAUAUCACAAGAUUCUGUAAAUUAAAGUUUUCUGUAUUUUCAAAAGCUUGUGAUUGCAAUCAUACAAUUAUUAUCAAUAUAUGCACUGGUUGUUUUUGGAUCCACAAUUAAAAAUAAAACAUAGUAAUGAAAUAAUGCUUUAUUUAGUGUUAUUAUUUGGGGUUCCUGUAGAUCCUUGAAAAGUCUUAAAUAGUUUUAAAUUGCACAUUUUAAGUUUAAGGCCAUAAAAAGUCUUUAAAACUCAGAUUUUUGCCAGUGGGAGGUCUUAAAUUUAAAAUCUUGUCCUUAUCCAAUCUUUGUUUUCUAGCUAACCUUGUACGACUUUUAUCAUCUUCCUUCAAGUG